CCCCGGCGGCGCCCGAGCUUUGGGGGAGACGGGACCAUGAGGGGCUUCGGGGCCAUCGCGGUUUUGGGGACACUCCUGCUCCUGGCUGAGGCUCAGCGCCGAGCCGCUGGCCGCAGCCGCGGCCGGAGCUCUGCGUGGGGCGGGCGGCCGGCGCCGUUCCGCGCGUGGGACUCGUCGCUCUACCCGCCCUGGCGCCAGGGGACCCGCGACUGCUGGCGAGGUGGCGAUGUCACCUUCGACAUCAGCAACGACGCGCCCACCAUGGCGGGUGCCCAGGCCACCUUCUCCAUCGCCCUGCGCUUCCCGGGCAACCAGAGCGUGCUGCCCGAUGGCCGCGUGGUGUGGGGGCAGAACUGCACCGUCAAUGGCACGCAGGUGGCACAGGGUGACCCGGUGUUCCCGGAGCAGCCGGACGCCGCCGGCGCCUUCCCGGACGGGCAGCCCCUGCCCGGGGGCAAGCGGGGCAAGUUCGUCUACGUCUGGUGGACAUGGGGGCGCUACUGGCAGGUGGUGGACGGCGCUGCCUCUCGCCUGACCGUGGGCACGGCCGGGGUCCCGCUGGGCUCCUACACCAUGGAGGUGGUCGUGUACCACUACCGGGGCCGCCAGAAAUUCAUCCCCAUCGGCCACGCCAGCAGCCAGUUCAGCAUCACCGACCAGGUCCCGUUCGCCGUGGACGUGUCGCAGCUGCAGGGCGCGGUGGCGGGCGCCGGGCGCUUCGUGCGGAACCGCGCCGUGGCGUUCGCGGUGCGGCUGCACGACCCGAGCCGCUUCCUGCGCCACGCCGACAUCUCCUACUCGUGGGACUUCGGCGACCAGAGCGGGACCCUCAUCUCGCGCAGCGCCACCGUCACCCACACCUACCUGGACACCGGCAGCUUCUCGGCGCGCCUGGUGCUGCAGGCGGCGAUCCCGCUCAGCCCCUGCGGCCCCAGCACCGCGCCGCCCUCCGCCGCUCCCACCGGCAGCGAGCCCGCGGCCACCACCGCCCCCGCCGGGGCGCCGAGCACCGUGCCCGGGGCCAGCACGGCCCCCGCAGCGUCCGGGGAGCCCGCGGAGCCCACGGGGGGGUCGGCGGCGGAACCCUCGGACCCCGCAGUCACCGACCCCGCUGUCCCCAUUGUCACCGAGCCCUCUGUCCCCGCCGCCACCGACCCCGCCGUCACCGCCGCCAUCGACCCCUCUGUCCCCGUUGUCACCGAGCUCUCGCUCCCCUCCGCCACCGCUGUCGCCUCCUCAGUGUCCCCCACUGUCGCUGGGGACACCUCGGUCACCGCGGCCCCCCUGGAGGGGACAGCGGCUGCAGAUGUGGCGACAGACGGGGGCGCGGGUGACGUCACAGCCGGAGCCACAGCUGGAUCGGCCACUGCUGCAGCCACAGCUGGAUCUGUCACAGCUGGAUCAGCCACAGCUGCGGCCACAGCUGGAUCAGCCACAGCUGGAUCUGCCCUCGAUGCCACCGCUGCAGCCACACUCAGUGUCACCGUGGAUGCCACCGUGGGAGCCACCGUGGGAGCCACCGUGGGAGCCACUGCUGUGUCCCUGGCUGCUUCCACAGCUGGAGCCACAGCUGGAGCCACAGCUGGAGCCACUGCCCAGCCGCUGGCCCUGGUCAAGCGCCAGGCCCCGGCCGAGGACUCGCCCGGCUGCGUCCUGUACCGCUACGGCACCUUCGCCACGCAGCUGGACAUCGUCCAGGGCAUCGAGAGCGUGGCCAUCGUGCAGGUGGUGCCCGAGGACAGCGGCAGCAGCGUGGAGCUGACGGUGACCUGCGAGGGCGGGGUCCCCGAGGAGGUGUGCACGGUGGUGGCGGACGCCGAGUGUCGCACGGCCGAGGCGGAGUCGUGCUCGGCGGUGUCGCUGUCGCCGUCGCCGGGCUGCGAGCUCGUGCUCCGGCAGGACUUCAACCGCUCCGGCCUCUUCUGCCUCAACGUGUCCCUGGCCAACGGCAACGGGUUGGCGGUGGCCACCACCCGAGUGGCCGUGGGAGGGGUCGCUCCGGCCAGCGGCAGGACCACGCUGUUCGUGGGGCUCGUGCUGGUGGCGGCCGCCCUGGGCACGGCCGCGUACACCUACAGACGAGUCAAGUACACCGCGCUGUCCCCCGCGCCCCCCGCGCCCCCCGCCCGGCCCCGGGGGUGGCUGUCCCCAAAUGUCACCGUGCGGCGGCUGCUCCAACGCGCCCUGGGAGGGGCCCCGAGCGGCGAGAGCAGCCCCCUCCUCCGGGGACACUCCGUCUAGGGACCCCCACCCCAAAAACAGCCCCCCAAAACCCCCCCGGGAGUGGCCGAGCCCCCAGACCCCCCCCGGAGCAAGGGGGGGUUGGGGACACGCGUGGUGGCCUCGGUGACACCGAGAUUAAAGGCUCAGAUGUGCCCGUG
Oenanthe melanoleuca is the source of this 2381-nucleotide messenger RNA. RefSeq names its product premelanosome protein (gene PMEL). Gene Ontology annotation, cellular component: melanosome. The record is from RefSeq and is a predicted model, not a curated record. The coding region runs from base 37 to 2241 and encodes 734 amino acids. Lineage: Eukaryota; Metazoa; Chordata; Aves; Passeriformes; Muscicapidae. Gene Ontology annotation, biological process: melanosome organization. The transcript has 12 exons.